CGGCGGGAUACCCGGAACCCGCCGGGGCGGGGCGAAGAGGCAGCUGCCCGCUCAGGUCGCGGAGGCGGCGGCUGCACCGCGCGCGCGACCCGUCCGUCUGUCUGGGUGUCUGUCUGUCCGCCCGCCCGCCCAGCCAUGGCCGCGCCGCGGAACCUGUUGCUCCUGGUCCUGCUGCUGCUGCUGCUGCCGCCGCCCCCGGGGGCCCAUGGCGAGGUGUGUGUGGAUUCCAGUGGAUACAACCUCUACCCCAAGACCUGCCCUGUUUUUUGCUGUGGCACCUGUUACAACCAGUACUGCUGCUCCGACAUACUGAAGAAAUUUGUAUGGGCCAAGGAGAGUUGUGAGGACAGUUUAGCUGGUGUCAGGAAGAGUUUGGAGGAGGCGGAGCAGCUGGCCUCGUCGCUGAGCUUUAACUCGGACAUGAUGGACAGAGACGUGCCAGGGUUCGGGGCUACUGUUGCGGUCGGCGUGACCAUCUUCGUGCUCUUCAUCGUCACCAUCAUCGCCUGCUUCACCUGCUCCUGCUGCUGUCUGUACAAGAUGUGCCGCCGGCCUCGCCCGGUCGUGACCACCACCACGUCCACCACCGUGGUGCACGCCCCCUACCCUCAGCCUCCAAGCGUACCGCCCACCUACCCGGGGCCGUCGUACCAGGGCUACCAGCCCAUCGCCCCCCAGCCAGGGAUGGUGGCAGCACCCUACCCGACGCAGUACCCACCGCCCUACCCGGCCCAGCCCACGGGCCCACCAGCCUACCACGAGACGCUGGCUGGAGGCGCAGCCACACCCUACCCCCCCAGCCAGCCUCCUUACAACCCGGCGUACAUGGACCCCCCAAAGGCCGCCUACUGAGCGCACACCUGCAUCUCCGGUUGCCACUUGAUGCGUCGUGUGUGUGUGUGUGUGUGUGUGUGUGUGUGUACACGGCUCUGCAGGCACGGCCCUUUUCUCCCCGUGCAGGAUGUGUGUGUGGUGUUUGUGCACUCGUGAUGCUGACAAGGUGGGGACAAUCCUGCCAGAGUUGCUGGGACCAUUCUCUUGUUCUCUUCCUCACUUCAAAUGAAGCUUCCUUGAAAUCUCAAACGAAAUGCAAAGAACGGGGCGGGGGUUCGUGGCCAGGCCGCCCCAGGGAGACCAGGCGGGACUUGUCCUGCUGGGAUGGCGCAGUUCUGUGCGUCCCUUUGAAGAACUGGAGCUGUGAUGCAGGGGAGCGGGCGGGGCCCGAGCCCGGCUGAGCCGGGUUCUGAUCCUCGGAGCCCAUGUCGCGUGCGCCCAGUGGGGGGCACUUCUGACAUCAGAACGCCCCGCCCGCCCACCAGCUGUGCGCCUGGACUACUCCUGCGGCCUUCCUGGGACCGCCUGGAGGCUCACAUCACGUGGCUCUGGCCCCCUCCCAACAGGUGGCAGGGUGGCCUCUGUCCACCUGCACACUCAGGUGUCCUCCCUGCAGUGUUUUUGUUUUACUUUCAGCCAAACAUGUUGCCUGUUUUCUCCUCUAAAGUGUGUGAGGUAGCUGCUCCGAGGCCUAAGCCCGGGGUCCCGGGGGGAGGUGGGCGCACGGGGAGGGACCGUCCAACCCCGACAGUCCCUGCCUCCCUCGGGCCAGCCUCGGCGCAGCCAGCUCUGUGCUCCCGUCCGUCCUGGCCUCGCAGCGCGGCCACCUGGACCAAAGAUGGCAGGGGGCCCCGGUGGCUGCUGGCCCGGACACGGAUACCUCGGUGUUCCUCCGUCCCUCUGUUACUGUCUCGCCAGAUCUGCCUCAGCUCUGUACCUGUCAAUGUGUGUCUGAGUCCUGGGUCUGUGCCUCUGUUUACAAUAAACUCGGACUUUUGGAGCUGC
Messenger RNA from Phyllostomus hastatus (greater spear-nosed bat), 1839 nucleotides. RefSeq names its product shisa family member 5 (gene SHISA5). The record is from RefSeq and is a predicted model, not a curated record. Bases 136 to 852 code for a protein of 238 amino acids. Gene Ontology annotation, cellular component: endoplasmic reticulum. The transcript has 6 exons. Gene Ontology annotation, biological process: positive regulation of canonical NF-kappaB signal transduction. Lineage: Eukaryota; Metazoa; Chordata; Mammalia; Chiroptera; Phyllostomidae.